Molecule: messenger RNA, 757 nt
Organism: Labrus bergylta (ballan wrasse)
Lineage: Eukaryota; Metazoa; Chordata; Actinopteri; Labriformes; Labridae
Source: RefSeq, a predicted model, not a curated record
UGGCUUCUCUGACAGUCUGAUUCAAGACAUCAUCUACAGUUAUCUGGUUUUACCAAACCGCAUCACCAUCCCUCUGGUCGGAGAUGUGGAACUGGCCAACCUACGCUUCCCCAUGCCGAAGGGGGUCCUGAGGAUUCACUUUUUGGAGGCUCAGGAUCUGGAGGGGAAGGAUAAGUUUCUGGGCGGCCUGAUCAAGGGCAAGUCUGACCCUUAUGGCAUCCUGCAGAUUGGAAACCAGCUGUUCCAGAGCAAGACGGUCAAAGAGAGCCUCCACCCUAAAUGGAACGAAGUUUACGAGGCGUUGGUGUACGAGCAGUCAGGUCAACACCUUGAGAUCGAGCUAUUUGACGAGGAUCCAGACAAAGACGAUUUCCUUGGAAGCCUGAUGAUCGAUAUGACCGAGCUGCACAAAGAACAGAAAGUCGACGAGUGGUUUGAACUGGAGGAAACUUCAACUGGGAAACUCCACUUAAAACUGGAGUGGCUGUCUCUGCUCACCACACCUGAGAAGUUGGAGCAGGUGCUGCGAAGUGUGCGUGCAGACAGAAGCCUGGCCAAUGACGGGCUCUCGUCAGCGCUGUUUGUGGUCUACCUGGACUCAGCCAAGAACCUCCCAAGCAACCUGUCAGAUUUCACCUAUGACGGGUUGAAGCAAGUCUCAGUCUUUAAGGCCCUGAAGGUAACGUGGGAUAAAUGGAUUGCAUGUUCACAUCACCCCCCCCCCCCCCCCCCCCGUGUCCCGUCUGUGCUGCUCUCU